AGUACCUUAGUAAACAUUCGGAAUCAAAAAUUGAUGAUGUAACCAAGAGCCAAACUACAAAAUGGUAUACCUAUAAUUUUAAUCAUCCUGAUAAUCCUGAAUAUAAAUUUAUUCUCAUUGACACACCCGGAUUAAGUGAUACAAAUGGUGUUAAACAAGAUGACAAGAAUAUUCAAGAAAUUAUAGAUACAGCAAUUUCUGCCGGUUCAUUAUCAGCUAUCAUAAUUAUUGCAAAUGGAACUGAGGCUAGAGUUACACCAUCAAUCAAGAACACGUUGGUUCGACUGUCAAAUAACCUUCCUGAUGAUCUGUUAGGCAACCUUUUACUUAUUUUGACAAAGUGCACAAAAAGCAGUGCUUCUUUUUCUGAAUGUGUUUUUUCAAAGGAAAUUGCAAAGCCAAAGAAAAUUUUUUACAUGGAUAAUCAAUUUUUCUGCACUGACCCUAAAAUCUGUAAGGAUGAUGAAGAAGAACGUUUCAACGUUGAACAUAAUUGGAAAAAGUCUAUUAAUACUAUUAACAGAUUAUUAGAAACGAUUACUGAUCUUUCUGCUACUUCAACUAAAGCCUUUGAAAAUAUGAAAACUUAUAGAAAUCAAAUUAAAUCUGAACUAGCAAAAGUGACUCAAGACAUCGCAAAUAUUCAACAAGUUCAAGAUCAUCUUGAAGCCGCUCAGAAACUAUUACAAAAAACUGGCAAUCAAAAGAAUUCUUAUUCUAACUAUACAAAAACUGAAACAAUUACUCUCAAAGAAAUUGAAAAAUCCGAUUAUCAUAGCACCGUCUGUACUCUUCAUUUUAAAGAGAAAAUUUGCCACGAUUAUUGUGGACUUAAUGAAACAACAUACUCUGGAACUAGCUACUUUUCUGGUUGCUCUUUUAAAUGGGUUACUAAAACUCAUACACUGAGCAAAGUUCUUGAAGACAUGAAAGAAAAAUAUGAUAUGGCUAACCAACAAUAUAACAAAUACAGUACUGAAGCUAACAGUUAUCAAUCAAACCUUUCACAACUCCAAAAUGCAGCUAAUGCUAAAUAUGAAUACAUUCAUAAACUUUGUAAAGAUUUAAGUAAAAUUUGUUCUCGAUUUAACUUUGUUGAUGAACUUCACGCAAAUAUUGAGAGUAUGAGGCAAGAUGCGAAAAUAAUUCAAAACACUAAUAUACGAAGGAAUGCCGAAGCAGAGAUCCAAAGGCUUGAAAAUUUGGCUAACGAUUUGUCAUCAAAACGAGGCAGCAU
This is a messenger RNA of Racocetra persica, 1237 nucleotides long. The record is from the annotation of a GenBank genome assembly. NCBI's taxonomy places the organism in Eukaryota, Fungi, Glomeromycota, Glomeromycetes, Diversisporales, Gigasporaceae.